AUGAAGCAGAGAGAAGACAAACGCGACGCUGAAAUGGAGCCAAAGCUGAGCAAACACUUUCGGGAAGUGUUCCAUGACGGGUCAGAAAAAAACUUUGAAUGUCACCCAUUUAACAGAAGAUUUGCAUACACCAAAAAAAGUUUUUUCCCCAUCGAGCCCCGCAAUUUGCGUACCCUGGGUGUGAACAGAAAAAGGAAAAAAAAAAGGGGAAGAGGUGAUAAAGGUCCUGGAAAAGGGAUUAGGGAAAAACACAAACACAGAAAGUCAGGAAGACCAAACAGCCGUACAUUUGAAAGUGGAAGAACUCCUUUGUACAGGAGGUUGCCCAAAUGGCCAGAGGCAUGGCUAAGUAGGCAAAAAAAAAAUUAUGACUGUCUUAACCUUUGUAAGCUCAGGUACUUCAUUGAAAAAGGAAGACUCGAUGUGCGCUUCCCCAUCACGCAAAGACAUUUGCACGACUCCAAGUGUGUAAAAGUGAAAAAUGGAGUCAAGCUAUUCAAUGUGAAUGAUUAUCCUUUCCCAUACAAAAUUGACAUUGAAGUGGCCACUGCAGAUCAGUCCUCCAUAGACGUAAUUAAAAAAGUCGGCGGAACGGUCACCAUUGUUUACAUGGAACGAAUAAAUCUCAGGGCCCAUAUUAAACCAUACAAAUUUGAAAUUCUACCCAGAACGGCUAGACCCAACCUUGAUGCGAUUCAUUAUUUAGAAAAAAUGAGGAGCAGGGGGUGCCUCGUGAAGUAUAUAAAGCCGUUGUGGCUAAUUGAGGAAGAGAAGAGGAUCAUCAAUGAGCUCACCGAGGUGGAGGAGAGCUCCAAGCUGUGCCCAGAGGAAACGGACUCCUCCUGGGGGGACACGGAAGAUGAGCAGAAGCGGCGCGAGAGGUUGCUCCGCGCCUACCGCCUGCAGAACACGCAAGUGGAUGGCGCCCUCGGCGUGUAG
Molecule: messenger RNA, 939 nt
Organism: Plasmodium fragile
Lineage: Eukaryota; Apicomplexa; Aconoidasida; Haemosporida; Plasmodiidae
Exons: 1
Coding region: 1-939 (312 amino acids)
Biological process (GO): translation
Cellular component (GO): mitochondrial large ribosomal subunit
Molecular function (GO): structural constituent of ribosome
Source: RefSeq, a predicted model, not a curated record